Messenger RNA from Daktulosphaira vitifoliae (grape phylloxera), 701 nucleotides. Its product is annotated as fatty acid-binding protein, muscle-like. The coding region runs from base 177 to 578 and encodes 133 amino acids. The transcript is spliced from 3 exons. The record is from RefSeq and is a predicted model, not a curated record. Gene Ontology annotation, cellular component: nucleus; cytosol. Gene Ontology annotation, biological process: fatty acid transport. Gene Ontology annotation, molecular function: fatty acid binding. Lineage: Eukaryota; Metazoa; Arthropoda; Insecta; Hemiptera; Phylloxeridae.
GUUUGAGAAGCAAGUAGGAGGGAAACAGUAGAGAUAAAAAGAGAAUAGUCUGAACCGGUUCAAGCGUUACAAUCACAUUAAUUUGUUAUUGAGUCGAGAGUGUAUUUAGUUACUUUUUAACUACUCUGAAUUUAAAAAAAAAUUGUUAUUUUGUUUCUAAAUAUUAAUCACUCAUCAUGGAUGCGUUUUUAAAUAAGAAAUAUAAAUUAAGCUCUAGUAAACAUUUCGAUGAAUAUAUGGAAGCAGUAGGUGUUGGUAUACUUACACGGAAAAUGGGUAACUGUAUAUCUCCAGUUGUCGAACUUACAAAAAAUGACGAUGAAAAGUAUACCUUAACUUCAAAUUCAACUUUCAAAAACACGGCGACUGUAUUUAAAUUAGGUGAAGAAUUUGAUGAAGAAACUCCCGACGGUCGUAAAGUCAGAUCAAUUAUUACACAAGAUGGAAAUACUUUAGUGCACAAACAAAAAAGUGACAAGUUAGAAACAACAAUAAUCAGAGAGUUCAAACCUGACGAACUUAAGAUGGUUUUAACUGUAAAUGACAUCACUUGCACCAGGAUUUAUAAGCCUUUAUAAAUAAAAGAAUAAAUUUGCUCAAUAGAUAUUAUAAAUUAUAACUUGAUAUAGUUGUUUAAACUUAUUACAGCAUUAGAUCUUCUAUCUAUGUUCUAAACUUAUUAAAUAUUUAUUUAUUUACGA